CGACAGCAUUCCAGUAGCUUAUGUAUGCUCCGAGGAAGCCUUCUUGCCUCUCAUUUAUUCUGUAGCCUCUCUGAUUGAUUUUCUGCUAGAGCAAUUUCCAAAAGAUAGGCGUCUUGGGUCAUAUUCGACAGGCCGCAAAACUUAGCAAUGGGCAUAACAGAUAGCAAGAUGCUGGCGGAGAAGGUGCUUACCGCUUGCGAAGCGGCCCAAACGCAGGGCAAGUGUGAGCUGGACGUUGACUCUUUUUGGAGUGAUGAAGUUGUGUCAAAGGUCGCCAAAAAGAUUUUUCAACACAUACCUAGACGUAUUCGUGGUACCGUCCGCCAGAAUGCUGCGGAGAGGGCCGCCGUCAGAUCCGGUUCAAAGAUCAUCAUCCCUAGAGUUGUUAAAGACAUACAAGCCAACCAAACUAGAGUUCUGGAAGAGCAAGGUUCACGGCAAGAAAUUUACAUGUCUAUUCUUCAGCGUGGAUAUCUGCAAAACCAAUCGACGAAACAUUCCUCGCUAGCCGGAUGUUACAUGCUAAUGGAAGACGUCGAGAAAGAGAACGACGUUGGCCUUAUCCGCCUUCGAUUUCACUGCCUUUUGUUUUAUCACUUAAAACAAUACAUACAGCCGAAUGGAUUUUGGAACGACUCUAUAAGUUUUAUGGUGGAAGUGAUUGGCAUUUCCGGCCUGGUUGAAGACUCGAAAGAUAUCAUACGGGAGAAACUGGUGGCCUGGACAGAUAAAGGGAAGAGAUAUGCUCUUCUAGCGAGAGAUCUAGGAGGAUUAGGAUCUUUGCUGGUCCUACCAGGUGAUAUCCCUGAGUCGGUGUAAGCUCGCUUCCUAUAAACUACUUCUUUCUCGCUGGUGAUGUAUCUUCAGGUGGGUUAAAGAUCUUCCAAAGUCGGCAGAUAAUGAAAGGCGCAUCGGCGUGUUGGAUAAUUUGAAGGGACGAGGGAUUAUUCCUAUUGCUGAAAGCCUCAACAUGACUGCGCAAGUGGAAUUGGAUAAUCUUUGGAAUCAGGUUAAAGUCUCGGUUGAUAUGGAGGUUAAACGACAGCGACCG
Messenger RNA from Aspergillus homomorphus CBS 101889, 1051 nucleotides. RefSeq lists its product as uncharacterized. Bases 148 to 819 code for a protein of 223 amino acids. The transcript has 2 exons. NCBI's taxonomy places the organism in Eukaryota, Fungi, Ascomycota, Eurotiomycetes, Eurotiales, Aspergillaceae. The record is from RefSeq and is a predicted model, not a curated record.